Drepanopeziza brunnea f. sp. 'multigermtubi' MB_m1 is the source of this 1464-nucleotide messenger RNA. RefSeq lists its product as uncharacterized. NCBI's taxonomy places the organism in Eukaryota, Fungi, Ascomycota, Leotiomycetes, Helotiales, Drepanopezizaceae. The record is from RefSeq and is a predicted model, not a curated record. Gene Ontology annotation, molecular function: DNA-binding transcription factor activity, RNA polymerase II-specific; zinc ion binding. Gene Ontology annotation, biological process: regulation of DNA-templated transcription.
AUGGUUCGAGUAGCUUCUCCGUACGGAAGCUAUCAAGGGAAUGAAGAGGAGGCUACCUUUCGCCGAUACAGUAACCGUGGGCUUGAGUAUCCUAUCAGCCACGAUCGAGAUUACAGUUCGGCCCCAAGUCAAAGAGUCUACCCGGGCUCGCGAAGUCAUCACCCUUCUCCCCACGAGCCUCGAACCACUGGGCGAUCCCCCGAGAGCGAUUCAAGCUCCCGGCCCAGAAGCAGAAUCCAGAUUGCCUGUGGUCGAUGCCGAAAGCGAAAGAUCCGUUGCAGUGGCGACGCAGGCAAUGGCGAGCCAUGUACCAACUGCAAGAACUCGGGCAAUGAACAUUGCCAAUUCUUGAGGGUCACGGCCGAGGAAGUUUUAUUAAAAACUGAAGGAUGCACGGCGUACAAAUACAACGAUGCUUCGGGUGGUUCAGCUUCCCGAGUGAAUUGCCGCAUGCCUUCAGGUCCUCAGUACGGACCUCAAAACACCCCUCUUCCUCUUGAUGGAUACCAUCAAUACCGACAAGUUUCUGCACCUAACUAUCAACAAUUCGCGGUCAAGCCGUACUUCCCAAUAGCACCUUUUGGCGACUUCAACGGGGAUGAGCUGGGCUACAACAUCCAGGGGCAACUGAUUGGGAAUGAAGACCUCGGAGUUGCUCCCAACUAUAUCACUUCUACAUCCACGAGAGGCUGGCCUGCAACUCCACAGUUGCCCAAGACCCCGCUCUACAUUGAACAAUCAGAUACAACCUUCAGCCAUGACCAGAUUCCAAUGCCUCUCCACCACGGGGUCAGCUUCCCUUCCCGUCCCAACUCGGGUCACAGGAAUAUGUCGCUGGACGGAAUGAGCGCAUCACUCCCUCCACCUGUCGGCGCAAACGGGGAGCGCUUGUUGCCAUUCCCGACGGGGAAUCCAGGUCGACAAGCACACAUAGGAGGACCGUAUCGAUAUUCCGAUGGUCUUCCUUCAGCUCCAAGUCUUCAAUCCCAGUCUUUCGAUACCAACUGUAACUACAUCCGGAACAUCAAGCAUAAUAUCAACGCGACGAGCGAAAACGCCUCCUUGUCUUCAAACUCGUACAUCACGAACUCCAGUACGAGCCCAGAGUCCCUCUCUUCCUCGCAAAUGGCUUACGGAUCACAGCCAUCGGCUUCUAUGAGCCAGCAGAGUAGCGAGAUCUACACGCCUUCCAGCCAAGACUUGUGCCCAUCCGACUCCGAGCCAUCGUACGGCCACAACCCCAGCAUAGGCUCCAAGCAACCAUCCAUCGGCAGCCAAGGUUCGAACGCGGAAGGUUCACUCCCAUCGGUGUCUGACCAUCCUGGUCGGCUGACCAACGGUCAAGAGUACCGCUACGUUCCGACGAUGGGCAACUACAACCAGGGAUACCCUAUGCCUCCCAUACUCCACCACCCGGUACCACUCUCGCGGACUUCGCUCUCUGUUGGCGCGGACCACGAUUGA